Mizuhopecten yessoensis (Yesso scallop) is the source of this 747-nucleotide messenger RNA. RefSeq names its product N-acetyltransferase 9-like protein. The record is from RefSeq and is a predicted model, not a curated record. The transcript has 7 exons. Gene Ontology annotation, molecular function: N-acetyltransferase activity. Gene Ontology annotation, biological process: protein acetylation. Bases 132 to 743 code for a protein of 203 amino acids. NCBI's taxonomy places the organism in Eukaryota, Metazoa, Mollusca, Bivalvia, Pectinida, Pectinidae.
UUAUACUAAGGGCGAUUUGAAGCACUACAUGCAAAGCGAUGAAUUAACCAUGGUUGAUAAACAGUGGGAAUGGAAACGUGAAUUUCCUUCAGCCAUUGAUAGAAUGCCAACACAAUAUAUCCAUCGCUAGGAUGUUGAUUAAUGCCAACACAGUCGUGAAGAGUGAAAAGAUUAUACUAGUGCCUUAUGAAAACCAUCAUGUUCCGAGAUACCACCAGUGGAUGCAAUCUAAGGAGCUCCAACAGUUGACUGCUUCAGAGCCGUUAUCACUGGAGGAGGAGUACCAGAUGCAGCAAAGCUGGAGACAGGAUGAAGACAAAUGCACUUUUAUAAUACUUGACCUUGCUAUAUACAGUCCUUCAGGAAAAGAUGAAGAUGAAAUCUCUGCUAUGGUUGGUGAUGUGAAUCUGUUUUUCAAUGACGAGGAUAAUAAGCAUUCUGCAGAAAUAGAGAUUAUGAUAGCAGAACCCAGUGCAAGAAGGAAAGGCUUUGGAAAGGAAACACUGCUAUGUAUGAUGCAAUAUGGAGUACAAACAUUGAAGGUUCAGGAGUUCACAGCAAAGAUUGGCUUCAGCAAUGUGGCUAGUAUACAGCUAUUCCACAAACUAGGUUUUAAAGAGGUAUCCAGAAGUGAGGUGUUUGAGGAGGUCACUCUAAAGCAUUCUGUAGCAGAACAAGCCUCCACACCACAGACAGGCCUACCUGUCUUCCAAAUAGGGCCUUACCGAUUAAAAUCUUCUUAAUGAA